UAAGUGCUAAUCGCUUCCUCUGGUCCAAAUUGUCACAUGACAAGGGAAGUCUGGUUCCGGAUGGUCGGAGCCGUCUCUGCCCAAAAUUUACCAAUGGCAGUGUUAUCAAGCUGACAUGGCAGACUGAGCUUGUAAGAACCAUGUCGCUCCAAGCUCCCCGCAUGUCAGUGUUCACCUUUCAGUCUGCAGUGCACAGCGCACAUGUUCUCCAGUGUCUGAAUGACCAGAGACAGCAGGAUGUCCUGUGUGAUGUGACGGUGGUGGUGGAAAACAGGAGUUUUCGAGCCCACUGCUCUGUCUUGGCUUCCUGCAGCGAAUACUUUCACAGCAGGGUUACCAACAUCACCAAACAGAAUCCCAUCAUUGUCUUGCCAGACGAGGUGACCGUUGAGGGGUUUGAACCGUUGCUUCAAUUUGCUUACACAUCAAAGCUCCCCUUCACCAAAGAAAACAUUCAUGCCAUUCACAGCAGUGCUGAGUUUUUAGCAUUUCAUAACUUGGAGUCAGCAUGCUUUGACUUCCUCAUCCCAAAGUUUUCUGAAAGCAAAAGAACCUCACAGGAGGUCAGGCAUAGAGCCUGUUGUCGGAGCCGGGAUCCCAGUGCCAGUUUUUGCUCCAGCUUGGAGAGCAGCCAACCAAAAUCAUUUGAGUCACACAGCUCAGUGCCUUUAAGAGGUGAUGAACAAACAGACUUCCCAUCACAGUGUCCUCAGAGUGCACAGGGUCAGACGAACAGCGGGCAAGAACACCUCUGUUUGGAGAACUGCGGGCCACAAAUGGCUCCCUUAUCUCUCGAGUUGACAGCAAAUGGUGUGUGCCCCAUGUUGUCUUUGCCAUGCCCAGACACAGACAAAGCAGAUCAUCCCUCUCCAUUCUGCGAAAGAGACAUUUUAGAGAUAGGAGAUGUGUGUAAUCAAAGUGAGUUGAGUUUGGCUGACUGUGGCUUACCCUGUGAGCUGUCAACCCCAGGGGAUGUGAAUCCACCAGAACUCAUUGAGCCAGCAGGCAGCGAUGUUAAACAGACUGUUGAGACGCUUGGUGCUGAAACUAACUGUAACCCCAGUUCAUGUCCACUCAACACACCAGGGGCAGAAGAUUGCAGUGAGUUAUUAGAGCAGAGUGAGGCUGGCCUUGAACAGAGGAUGGUGGGUGAUCUCUCAGACCCUACACUAACUGCUCUAAGCCACGAAGAGGGAUUUGGGGAGAGGAGCAGCGUGGAAAGGGAGGUGGCUGAACAUCUGGCAAAGGGAUUUUGGUCUGACCUAUGCCCAUCUCAGGCUCAAGCACUCCCUCUGGAUCCCACGGACCAAAACAAUCUGGCAAAAGCAUCAGACUUUCAUUGGCUGAAGCAGCUGGACCUGAGCUCCAGUGUAGGAGACUGUCCCUUCCUAAGGGACCUUGGAACAGGUGAUGACCCUGCUCCACGCACUGACAGCCUGUCCCAGUCAGAGAAGAGCCCCUACAUGUCCUCCUCGCUCAACUCUGGGGACGACUCAGACCUGGACACAGAUGGAGAUACUGAGGCCAACAACAAAAGAGCAGCAGAGAUUCAGCUCCCAUUCCCAGUAGAGCAAAUCUCAGCGCUGAGCCGGAGUGCCUUCCAGCAGCUUCUGAGACACCAUCACCUGACUCAAGAUCAGCUGGAGUUUGUCCAUGAUGUCCGUCGACGAAGCAAAAACCGUGUGGCCGCACAGCGCUGCCGAAAGAGGAAACUAGACAGCAUUCACCAGCUAGAAUGUGAAAUCAAAAGAUUAAAAAGUGAGAAAGAGUGGCUGCUGCAGGAGCAAACUGAGCUGGAGCAAAACCUGGAGGAGACGCGGCAGAGUCUGUGCGGUUUAUGUAAGAGUGUCAGCAUCGAGUCUGGCUCUGAUCAGGACCACUUGCAGCUUCUUGCCAAGCUCUCUUCACCAGACUUCCCCAUCUCCUCCCCUAGCCUUGUGGGUAAAGAUGAGGAGUCCCAGAUUACUAUCAAAAUGGUAAGUUGUUCUUCAGAGUGUGACCCAAGCAAGCCUUCUGCAGGCUCAGUUCAAACUGCUGCACCAGAGACUGGCACACAGACAGAAGAGGCAGGUUCUCCACAGAGCUGCCCUGAUCCUGCGUCCCUGCUCAACGCCUGUCUGGACAAGAACAGCUUAUAAUUGGACUCAAAUUCCAUUGUCAUUUCUAAUCAUUCAGGACCACAGAACAGGAGGUGGACUUUGAGUAUAUACUGUAAUCCCCUUUUGGGAUAGAUAUGCUUUCCUGUGUAUUUCACUAAAGGAUUUUCUGCCAUACUGUAGGUAUCUUAAAGUGACAUAGAGAAAUGUCAAUUUCCUUUGCUGUAUUUCUGAUAUGCAUUUCACUGUAGUAAAUACAGAAUCCAGUAUUCAUCAUUUUGAAAGUGCAGACAAUUUUCAGGUAAUUCCCAAAUGUUUCCAUUUGUAAAUUUGGAGGACAUUUCUUAAAAUUAAGUUUGUUUUUCUCAGGGAAACUCAUAACCUGACUGUGUUUGAUGACUAAAAUAAUUCGCACUGCACACCCACCUCAUUCUCCAACUUACGCACACAUGUACACACAUGAAAAUAAGAUGUUUCUUUCAUUUUUGGCUAAUAAGUCUGUCAUUAUAAUCUUGAUACAUACUGUAUUAUUCACCAUUAUGCUGUUUCUUUGAUUAAAUAUGCACAGCACUAACAGACCUUUUUAUGGUAGAUUACAAGGAAAUGUUACAGCUAACAUAAAUUCUGAACAGCAUUAUUUGAAUGCCAGUGCAUAGUUUGAAUGAAUAACUAUCAGCUUUCCCCAAUAUUUGAGGAAUGGUUCCAGUGUGUCUAAAAGUCUUACAGGGGAACAUAAGAAAUUAUGUUAUUUGAUGCAAAACGUGCCUUAUGCAGUAGUAUAGUAUGAGUACAGAAAGAUAAAGGCAAUCUUUGUAUAUUCUUGUCUCAAGCACUGUUGCACAUUAACCCAGAGCCCAUAUUGAUGGCAUUGUAUUACAUUUAGGUCUGUCUUCAUGUUGAGUAUUUUUUAUUGAAUGCUUUCAUGGAUUACAUAUUUAAAUAAACAACAUUUUGUUACCA
Messenger RNA from Siniperca chuatsi (mandarin fish), 3056 nucleotides. RefSeq names its product transcription regulator protein BACH1-like. The transcript has 5 exons. Gene Ontology annotation, biological process: regulation of transcription by RNA polymerase II. Bases 141 to 2138 code for a protein of 665 amino acids. Lineage: Eukaryota; Metazoa; Chordata; Actinopteri; Centrarchiformes; Sinipercidae. Gene Ontology annotation, molecular function: DNA-binding transcription factor activity, RNA polymerase II-specific; protein binding; RNA polymerase II cis-regulatory region sequence-specific DNA binding. The record is from RefSeq and is a predicted model, not a curated record.